Messenger RNA from Tripterygium wilfordii, 1371 nucleotides. Its product is annotated as pre-mRNA-splicing factor 38. The coding region runs from base 33 to 1121 and encodes 362 amino acids. The transcript is spliced from 6 exons. Gene Ontology annotation, cellular component: precatalytic spliceosome. Lineage: Eukaryota; Viridiplantae; Streptophyta; Magnoliopsida; Celastrales; Celastraceae. The record is from RefSeq and is a predicted model, not a curated record.
AAGGAAGAAGAGGAAGGAGGUUUUCGACAGAAAUGGCGAACCGUACGGAUCCCUCGGCGAAGAACAUACACGGUACAAACCCGCAGAACCUGGUGGAGAAGAUUGUGAGGUCGAAGAUAUACCAGCACACGUAUUGGAAGGACCAGUGCUUUGGUCUUACGGCGGAAACCUUGGUCGACAGGGCCAUGGAGCUCGACCACCUUGGUGGCACCUUCGGCGGCAACCGCAAACCCAGUCCCUUCAUCUGCCUUGUCAUGAAGAUGCUCCAGAUCCAGCCCGAGAAGGACAUUGUAGUUGAGUUCAUUAAGAACGACGAGUACAAAUAUGUGCGGAUACUUGGAGCCUUUUAUCUCCGUCUUACAGGGACUGAUGUGGAUGUCUAUCGCUAUCUAGAGCCUUUGUACAAUGACUACCGCAAACUGAGGCGAAAGUUGGCUGAUGGACAGUUUACGUUGACGCAUGUGGAUGAAGUCAUCGAUGAGCUCCUCACAAAAGAUUAUUCAUGUGAUAUUGCCCUACCUCGUAUUAAGAAAAGGUGGACUAUUGAGCAAAUUGGUUUGCUAGACCCUAGGAAAAGUGUUCUGGAAGAUGAUUUUGAAGAGGAGGAAGAGAAAGAGGAUAAUGGCCAAUUAGAGGAUGGGUUGGAAGAUGGUGAAAAGGAUUAUUACCAUGGACGGAGUCCCACGAGGGAAAGAGAGAGGGAUAGAAGACGUGAUAGUCACAGACACAGGGAUCGAGACAAUGACAGGGACUAUGACAGAGAACGGGGCCGUGGACGUGAAAGAGAUAGGGAUAGAGACAGGGAUCGGGAUAUCCAUAGAGAAAGGGACAGGGACAGGGACAGAGACCGUUAUCGUUUGAGAGAAGAAAAAGAAUACGGUCGUGACAGAGAGCGAGAACGAGAGAGGGAAGGUAGAGAGCGUGAGAGGCGUGACAGAGAUCGUGGUCGGCGGAGGAGUCGUUCAAGGAGCAGGAGUAGGGAUCGUAAGGACCGAGGAGAGCCAAAGAAAAAGAAGGAGAAGAAAGAGAAGAAGGAUGAUGGCACUGAUCAUCCAGAUCCUGAGAUUGCAGAAGCUAACAGACUCCGUGCAUCCCUUGGAUUGAAACCGUUGAAAUUGUAAGCACCAUGAAUCAUAGAACUAUCUGGGCAUUUCACUAUUUAGUAGACAGGGAGGCGACUGCAACCAAACAGUUUUUGAAUAUUUAUUCCAUCAUUUUUGUUUGUUACCUUCUAUUUGAAUCUCAGUGUAGGAUGUAGAUAUUCUUAACUAGGCUGACUGUCAUCUUAAACUGUUAAUCUUGCAUUAUUUUUUUCCCUGUUGUAAUGAGAUGAUGUUCACGAGCUAGUUUAGUGGCUUGCACUACUCACCA